Molecule: messenger RNA, 924 nt
Organism: Eurytemora carolleeae
Lineage: Eukaryota; Metazoa; Arthropoda; Copepoda; Calanoida; Temoridae
Exons: 12
Coding region: 31-915 (294 amino acids)
Source: RefSeq, a predicted model, not a curated record
AUUUGAGAUUUAAUUUAGUAUUAUAUAAGAAUGUUUAAGCUGAUGUUAAUAAUCUGGAAUUUCCUCCAUCUUGGAUCUUCACAAUCUUCUAUGGAAGAUUUGUGUCCAGUUAGCACUAUACAGGUAGAAUACUGGCAGUGUCCUGAACCAAACCUUCUCUAUAACUGUCAUAAAAUCUUAAACUACAAGGACAUGAGUGGACACAAAACAUUUUUGCACGAGGACUGGGAUUAUGAAACGCUACAUUCUGUUGUAAGAAUGCAGCUUAAAAAUAUUCAACAUCUGCAGAAAAUUCCUCGGAUCACUUCGGCUGAAUUUGAAAAGAUGAAAAUCCCCGAGAAUCUAUUCGAAUUUGUUCUCGGGCAAAUUGACAUCUCCAGUUCAAUUCCUGAGGUCUGUUCUGGGACAGGUCACCUCAACUGUACCCCAAGGAAGACUGUUGCUACCUUCAUACCACUGAAGGAUAUACAGUUGGUGCGAUCAACAGUAGAUGAGGUUCUGCGACCAAUAGUUGAAGAAUGGAGUGGAAUAAAAUUAGGAAAUUCACAACUUUAUUUUGUUCGAAGAUACAACAAGGGUUCCAGGCUGGCGCUCCAUGUUGACAAAGCUGACGUAAAUGUAAUCGGAGUUAUUCUGAAUCUUUCACAGAAUAUAUCAACUCCUUGGGAUUUUCUUGUUCUUAAUUCAGAUAGAGAAGUGACCAGGAUACUGCUACAUCCCGGAGAAAUGAUCUUAUUUGAAUCUGCAAGAUUACCACAUGGAAGACAGGAUCCUCUAGAUGGAGAAUCCUAUGAUAAUCUUUUUGUCCAUUUCAGACCAGUAGACUGGAACAGCCAAGACAUUGAAUCAGAAAUUGAAAAAGAACAGACGUACCCGACAUAUGCAUCAAUAUCAUCUUCUAAUAAACAAAUUUAAACUAAUGUA